Messenger RNA from Corapipo altera (White-ruffed manakin), 599 nucleotides. RefSeq names its product potassium-transporting ATPase alpha chain 1-like. Gene Ontology annotation, molecular function: ATP binding; ATP hydrolysis activity; P-type sodium:potassium-exchanging transporter activity. The annotation marks the transcript as partial. Lineage: Eukaryota; Metazoa; Chordata; Aves; Passeriformes; Pipridae. Gene Ontology annotation, cellular component: membrane. The record is from RefSeq and is a predicted model, not a curated record. Gene Ontology annotation, biological process: proton transmembrane transport; sodium ion export across plasma membrane; intracellular potassium ion homeostasis. The transcript has 4 exons.
GCAGGCCCGGGCCCGGGUGGUGACAGGGGCGGAACUGGCGGCGAUGGCCCCGGGGACCCUCGAGGGGCUUCUCCGCGCCCACCCCGAGAUGGUUUUUGCGAGAACAUCCCCACAACAGAAACUCGUCAUCGUGGAGAGCUGCCAGCGCCUGGGCGCCAUCGUGGCAGUGACAGGGGACGGGGUGAACGACUCCCCGGCGCUGAAGAAGGCCGACAUCGGGGUGGCCAUGGGCAUCGCCGGCUCCGACGCCGCCAAGAACGCGGCCGACAUGAUCCUGCUGGACGACAACUUCGCCUCCAUCGUCACCGGCGUCGAGCAGGGGCGGCUGAUCUUCGACAACCUGAAGAAGUCGAUCGCCUACACCCUGACCAAGAACAUCCCCGAGCUGACCCCGUACCUGAUCUACAUCACGGCCAGCGUGCCCCUGCCCCUGGGCUGCAUCACCAUCCUCUUCAUCGAGCUCUGCACCGACAUCUUCCCCUCGGUGUCCCUGGCCUACGAACGCGCCGAGAGUGACAUCAUGCACCUGAAACCACGGAACCCGCGGCGGGACCGGCUGGUCAACGAGCCCCUGGCGGCCUAUUCGUACUUCCAGAUCG